Momordica charantia (bitter melon) is the source of this 987-nucleotide messenger RNA. Lineage: Eukaryota; Viridiplantae; Streptophyta; Magnoliopsida; Cucurbitales; Cucurbitaceae. The record is from RefSeq and is a predicted model, not a curated record.
GUUUUAUUAUGGGUUGUAAUUCCUUCAAUAAUGAAACAAGGCUCAGUGACAAUGGUGAUGACAGUGUUGUUAAUAGUAUUUUUGUUCCAAUAUUUGCCGAAAGUUUACCACUCCCUUUGCCUCUUGCGCCGCCUCCAAAACCUCUCCGGCUACAUCUUCGGCACUGUCUGGUGGGGCAUUGCUCUCAAUCUCAUUGCUUACUUCGUUGCUGCCCACGGUGCAGGAGCAUGCUGGUACCUGCUGGGAAUUCAGAGAGCAGCAAAGUGCCUAAAAGAGCAAUGCAGAGGGAGCAGCAGCUGCGGGGCGAGGGUGCUGUCGUGCAAACAGCCAAUAUUCUAUGGAGCAACCAACAUGGGAAGAGACAGAGCAAGAUUUGAAUGGGCAGAAAACAGGCAGCCAAAAUUGAUGUGCUUGGAAACUGCAGAGAAUUUUGAUUAUGGAGCUUAUAAAUGGACUGUUCAGCUUGUUGUCAACCAGAGUCGGUUGGAGAAGAUUCUGUUCCCCAUAUUUUGGGGCCUCAUGACUCUUAGUACCUUUGGGAACUUGGAGAGCACCACAGAAUGGGUGGAAGUUGUGUUCAACAUCAUUGUACUCACCAGUGGACUCCUUUUGGUCACCAUGUUGAUUGGAAAUAUCAAGGUGUUUCUGCAUGCAACUACGUCAAAGAAACAAGCCAUGCAGCUGAAGAUGAGGAACUUGGAGUGGUGGAUGAGGAAGAGGCGGCUGCCACAAGGGUUCCGGCAGCGGGUUCGGAACUACGAGAGGCAGCGGUGGGCGGCGAUGCGCGGGGUUGACGAGUGCGAGAUGAUCAGAAAUCUACCGGAAGGCCUCCGGCGAGACAUCAAGUAUCACCUUUGCUUGGAUCUGGUUAGGCAGGUUCCUUUGUUUCAACAUAUGGAUGAUCUUGUUCUUGAGAACAUUUGUGAUCGUGUCAAGUCCCUCAUCUUCACCAAGGGCGAAACCAUAACGAGGGAGGGAGACCCAGUA